AUGCCGGCAACACCCGAGGAGAUCCUCGCCAACAAUAGAAGAAAGAUAGAAAAGCAUAGAAGGAGACUUGCCUAUCAUGAUUUGCAAGUCCAGGGCACCAACAAUUCCUCCAUCAUGUCCAAACGGUCUGUGGAAGCCAUCUACAAUCCGAUCCUCGAACCAGAACUGAGUGAAUGGAUCAAAUUCUUCGUGCCCAAGGCCAAAAGGAGAUCGCCUGCUAUCAACAGAGGCUACUGGAUCCGAGUAGAGAGCAUCAAGCAGAUGAUCUUCAGAAUCAGAGAUCAGUAUCCGGAUCAGCCAGUGCGUAUAGUGAACCUAGGCUGUGGGUUUGACGUACUUCCAUUUCAGCUUUUGGAGCAGGGCGGAAACUAUGAAUUCUACGAUUUUGACUAUCCUGAACUUGUGCACAGAAAAUUGGCUGUCAUGAACGAGGCGCCUGAGAUCUUGCUGGUUGUGGGUGACAGGAACGAGAUCACACCGGCUCAGAAGGACAUGGGCAUUGUCAUGGCCACGCUGAAAUACAAGCUCGUUGGCUGCGAUUUGAAAAACACCGGGCUUUACAAAAAACAAUUGGAGUCGCUUUUGCCUAAAGGAGCCGGCCCCACGAUAUUCAUAGCAGAGGUGUCGUUGGCAUACAUGAAGCCUGAAGACGCCAAUCCGGUGAUUGAGAUCUCGGCGCAGGUGGAAGACUCCCAUUUCCUUGUUCUCGAGCAAAUCAUGCCUUCCGGGCCUCAGCAUUUCUUUGCCAAAAAGAUGUUGUACCACUUCAGUCAUCUUCGUUCUCCUCUCCAGUGUGUGGAGACAUACAGCACCAAGGAGAAGCAGACCGAGAGGUUCCGCCAGUACUUUCCUGACAUUGAAAUCAGGGAUUUGUUUGAAUGCUGGAACGAGCUCGUCUCGCGGGAGAAGAAAAAGGCUGUGGAUGAGGUGGAGGCAUUCGACGAGUGGGAGGAGUUUAUCGUCUUCUGUCAGCACUAUGUGGUGAUCCACGCUACAAAUUCGAGGAAGCUUGCAUUUAGAAGACAUCACGAGAAGGAUGAAAUCACCGGCUUCAAUGACGACGUGACGCUCCAGCACCGGGAGCUCGAUCUCGAACUAAAGUUUCCCGCAGCCAGUGAAACCGAUGGUGGGUGCAUUGUCCACGGCGGAAUGUGGCAGAGCCGUACCGACGAGACCUUACAAAUCGACAACGAUGGGAACAAGUCGGCGCUUCAAACCUCCGAGGGACCUUCGCCUCGUAUGUGUCACACUCUCACAAACGCCCAGUAUGGGACCCUCGUCUUGACCGGAGGAAGAGGCCGUCCUGGGCUCGCCUAUGACGAUAUAUGGACUUUCCACGUUGAAAGCAAAAAAUGGACUAAAGCGGGGUCCCUUCCCUUUCCCAUGUACCGCCACAGCGCCAUUUGCACGGAACCAGGCAAGGUUCUUGUCUUUGGCGAGGGCCAGUUUGUGGAGAUCACCGAUUCCGAAGUGACCACACUCCGAGUCCUCGGCGAUAUCCCCAAACUCGCCAGCUGCGCCCUUACGUUCGAUCCCGAGCAGCUGGUUGGCUACAUUGUCGGCGGCAUGUCCAGUGUUGUAGAACCGCUCAUCAACAGCGAGGUGUACCGAUACAAGGUGACCAACGACGCCGUUAUCGUGGAACCCGUCUUGCUGCUGCCGCAGCUUGCCCGUAUUGGAUGCCAUGCUUUCCUCGAGAAAAACCUUUUGGUUGUUGUCGGCGGCGCUGGACUGGUUCUCCAGAACCAGGACACCACUGUCUUGGUGGUGAACACCCUCACCUGGAGCCUUGAAAAAGUGAAAAUCCCCCGACCCGUGUGGGAAACCAACCCGGUAUUUCUUGGUGCAGCGUCGUUUGGGAACCGCCUUAUCGGCGGCGGAGCCGUCUGCUACUCGUUCGGGUCGGCCUACGGUGGAGCAUACCUGGUGGAGGUUGCCUGA
Messenger RNA from Candidozyma duobushaemuli, 1941 nucleotides. RefSeq names its product tRNA methyltransferase. The record is from RefSeq and is a predicted model, not a curated record. Gene Ontology annotation, biological process: tRNA methylation; wybutosine biosynthetic process. Gene Ontology annotation, molecular function: tRNA methyltransferase activity; protein binding. Lineage: Eukaryota; Fungi; Ascomycota; Pichiomycetes; Serinales; Metschnikowiaceae. Bases 1 to 1941 code for a protein of 646 amino acids. The transcript has a single exon.